GCAAUCUUCAGAUUCGGGGCAUGGCUCAUUGCUAAUUGUUAUACAAACUUUGAAAAUGUAUUUAUAGCCUUUUAUUCAGUUCUAUAUGGCGUUAUAAAUGUUGGACUGUCCACUUCUUUGGCACCGGAUUUUGGCAAAGCUAAAGUUUCCGCCCAACGAAUCUUUCAGCUUUUGGAUCAGAAACCCUUAAUUGACAGCUAUAGUGAAGAGGGUACAAAACUGAGUCAGUUUGAUGGCAACAUUGAAUUCAGAGACAUCCAUUUUAUAUACCCUACAAGACCAGAAGCUCAAGUUUUGCAAGGACUCAGCGUGAAGGUUAAUAAAGGACAGACGCUAGCCUUGGUGGGGAGCAGUGGUUGUGGCAAAAGCACAUCCAUUCAGCUGCUGGAGAGAUUUUAUGACCCUAUGGCAGGACAAGUGUUUGCAGACGGGUUCGAUACCAAAUCUUUGCAUUUGCAAUGGUUAAGGUCCAAAUUGGGUAUUGUGUCACAGGAGCCUAUUUUGUUUGACUGUAGCAUUGCUGAAAAUAUCCAGUACGGAGACAACAGUAGGGUUGUCAGUCAGGAGGAAGUUGAAGAGGCAGCUAAAGCAGCAAAUAUUCACACCUUCAUAGAAAAUCUCCCAGAGGUAAAUGAAAAUGUCUUUCCAGUCUCAGUGUGGGGUAAAUAUUCACUGUGACUU
Messenger RNA from Chrysemys picta bellii (western painted turtle), 681 nucleotides. The record is from RefSeq and is a predicted model, not a curated record. NCBI's taxonomy places the organism in Eukaryota, Metazoa, Chordata, Testudines, Emydidae.